AAGCAGCCUCGUAAAACCCUAGCAAUAAAAGCUCAUUCCAUCAUCUUCUUCUUCCUCAAGCAAAAUCACAGCUCUCAGUCUCGGACUGAGACACCCCAUCUCACAGUUCUUUAGAAAUUUAUCGGAGAGGCCCCUGAAAUAUAUUACUAAUUUCCAUUUAAGCCCCUCCCAUCAUCAACCUCUCACUCUCUCAGUUCAGAUGGCUGAUGCAUUUGAUUCGUUGGUUUCUGUUUCUUCCUCUGUUUCUGCUUCUUCACCCAAGAAGCGUAUUCGGAUCUUCCGCGAUGAAAUUCCAUUCAUUCUCAACAAUUCACAGAUGUCUUCUGAGCUUGUGUCAGUAUUGGUAGAUAUAAUUUUCAAAACUUUGUGUAUUUAUGAUGAUCGAGGAUCGAGGAAAGCUGUUGAUGAUGUGAUCACAAAAGCUUUGGGCGAGGUUACAUUUAUGAAGAGUUUUGCGGCAACUGUUGUACAGGUCAUGGAAAAGCAAGUAAAAUUGCAGUCUCAUGUAGGCUGCUACAGGCUUCUCAAGUGGUCAUGUCUUCUACUAAGCAAGAGUCAGUUUGCUUCAGUAUCAAAGAAUGUAUUGUGCAGAGUGGCUGCAGUGCAGGCAUCACUUCUUCAUAUUGUUAUUCUAGGAUCUUUCCGUGAGAGAAGGGCUUGCAAACGAGCAUUUUUUCGUUUGUUCUCAGAGUCAUCAGAAAUCUACAAAACCUACAUUGAAGAACUAAAGGAUGCAAGGAUCCCAUACAAAGAUAGCCCGGAACUGUUGGGGCUUUUACUGGAAUUUUCAAGUUCGAUUCCUUCUUUAUUUGAUCAAUGGAAGCCAACAUUUCUUGAUAUGUAUGUUAAAUCAGUUCUGAAUGCAAGGGAAAAGCCAGCAAUGGGUCUCAGUGAAGCUUUCCUUCCACUGUUUACUUAUUUGUCGCAUGAAGAUUUUAAAACUAUUGUGGUCCCAUCAUCUGUUAAAAUGUUGAAACGCAACCCUGAGCUGGUGCUGGAAUCAGUUGGGAUUCUUUUGAAAUCAGUCAAUCUUGAUCUGAGCAAGUAUGCCACCGAAAUUCUUCCAGUGGUACUACUACAGGCUCGCCAUGUGGAUGAAGGAAGAAGGCUUGAGGCCUUAGCUAUAGUAGGGUGUUUGAGUCGGAAGUCUAGUAAUCCAGAUGCCUUAGAAGCAAUGCUUAAUGCUGUGAAAUCGGUCAUCGGAGGUUCAGAAGGAAGGCUUGCAUUUCCAUACCAGAGAGUUGGCAUGAUAAAUGCAUUGCAAGAAUUGGCCAAUGUCCCUGAUGGGAAAUAUCUCAACAGCCUGUCACCAACUAUAUGUAGCUUUCUUUUGUCCUGUUACAAGGAUGAUGGAAAUGAAGAUGUAAAGCUUGCAAGUUUAUCGGCUAUAGCUUCUUGGGGAGCAAGAUGUCCAGAUGCUAUUCAGCCAGAUGUCAUUUCUUUCAUUGGUUCUGGGCUCAAGGAGAAGGAAGGUUUGAGAAGGGGUCAUCUUCGUUGUCUUAGAGUCAUGUGCGAAAAUGCUGAUGCCGUUGUAAGGAUAUCGUCUUUGCUUGUGCCGCUUGUCCAACUAGUAAAAACUGGUUUUACCAAAGCGGCACAGCGUUUGGAUGGUAUUUAUGCAUUACUAUGCGUUUCAAAAAUUGCAGCUGUUGACAUCAAAGCAGAUGAUACUCUAUCAAAGGAAAAGAUUUGGUCUUUGAUAUGUCAGAGUGAACCUUCAGUUGUACCGAUUGCCAUGGCCUCAAAACUGGCAGUUGAGGACUGUUUGGCAUGUGUUGAUCUUCUUGAGGUGCUCCUGGUGGAUCAUCCACACAGAGUGUUGGAGUCUAUAUCUAUCAAAUCACUGUUACAGUUUGUCAUCUAUUUACUAUGCCAUCCAAGUUGGGACAUUCGAAGAGUGGCUUAUGAUUCUACCAAAAAGAUUAUUGCUGCUGCUCCACAAUUAUCUGAAACAAUUUUACUUGAAUUUUCAAAUUACCUUUCUGUCACGGGGGAAAAAGUUUUUCUUUUGAAGACAAGUGAUGCAGAAAGUACAUUGGAUGCUCAGAUUCCUUUCCUUCCGUCGGUGGAGGUUUUGGUUAAGGCUUUAAUUGUGAUAUCAUCUGCAGUUUUGGCUGCUACUCCCAGUGCAUGUGUGCAACUUUUAUUCUGUUCGCAUCAUCCAUUCUUAGUUGGAACGGCAAAAAGAAAUGCAGUGUGGAGGAGGCUGCAGAAGUGUUUGCAGACGCUUGGUUUUGAUGUCAUUGGCCUUAUUAGUGCUGAUGUGGGUAAUAUCUGCAAGGGUUUGCUAGGACCGAUGGGGUUGAUGAGUGCUAAUCAUCUUGAACAAGAAGCAGCAAUAUAUUCCUUGUCUACUUUGAUGUCUAUUACGCCAAGAGAUACAUAUACCGAAUUUGAAAAGCACUUAAACAACCUUCCAGACCGCUAUGCACAUGAUACUCUUUCUAAAAUUGACAUUCAGAUUUUUCAUACACCCGAAGGAAUGCUUUCUAGUGAGCAAGGUGUUUAUAUUGCAGAGUCGGUCGCUGCUACGAACACAAAACAAGCAAAAGGCCGUUUCCGGCUUUAUGAUAAUGAUGAUGAUACGGACCAUGUCAACUCUAAUCAUUCGGUAAGGCGAGAGCAUGCUAGUGUUGGGAAAAAAGACAUGGGAAAGUCAACAAAGAAGGCUGAUAAGGGAAAGACUGCAAAAGAAGAGGCACGGGAGAUGCAGCUUAGAGAGGAGGCAUGUAUUCGUGAGAAAGUUGUGGAAAUACAGAAGAAUCUGUGUCUGAUGCUGAGAGCCCUUGGGGAGAUGGCCAUAGCCAAUCCUGUUUUCACGCAUAGUCAACUUCCUUCUCUGGUUAAGUUUGUUGACCCUUUACUACGGUCUCCAAUUGUGAGUGAUGUGGCCUAUGGAACCAUGGUGAAGCUAUCCAGAUGUACUGCUGCUCCUCUUUGUAAUUGGGCCCUUGACAUUGCUACUGCAUUACGGCUAAUUGUGACAGACGAAGUUAAUGUUUUGUGGGAUCUGAUUCCAUCAUUUGGUGAAGGGGAGACCAAUGAUAGGCCUUCCUUUGGUCUUUUUGAGCGAGUGAUAAAUGGCUUAUCUGUUUCUUGUAAAUCUGGACCUCUUCCUGUUGACUCGUUUACAAUUGUUUUCCCGAUAAUGGAGAGGAUACUGUUGUCUUCCAAGAAGACAGGACUUCAUGAUGAUGUUCUUCGAAUUCUGUUUUUGCAUAUGGAUCCCGUUUUACCCCUACCUAGGCUUCGCAUGCUAUCAGUUCUUUAUCAUGUUCUUGGUGUUGUUCCUGCUUAUCAAGCAUCAAUUACAUCAGCAUUAAAUGAGUUGUGUCUGGGUCUACAACCAGAUGAAGUGGCACCUGCUCUUUAUGGAGUUUAUGCCAAAGAUGUUCAUGUAAGAAUGGCUUGCUUAAAUGCUAUAAAAUGCAUACCAGCUGUUGCUAGCCGUUCUCUUCCUCAGAAUGUUGAGGUUGCCACAAGCAUUUGGAUUGCUUUACAUGAUCCGGAAAAGGCAGUUGCAGAGGUGGCAGAGGAUGUGUGGGAUCGUUACGGCUAUGACUUUGGGACAGACUAUUCUGGCCUUUUCAAAGCACUUUCUCAUGUGAAUUACAAUGUUCGCGUGGCUGCUGCAGAGGCAUUGGCUGCUGCUUUGGAUGAAAACCCAGAUACUAUACAGGAGUCUCUUUCGACUUUAUUUUCUUUGUAUAUCCGUGACGUUGGCUUUGGUGAGGACAAUAUGGAUGCUGGUUGGCUAGGCAGACAAGGAAUUGCAUUGGCUUUACAUUCGGCAGCAGAUGUACUUAGAACCAAAGACCUUCCUGUUGUUAUGACAUUUCUGAUAUCGCGAGCGCUGGCUGAUACUAAUGCAGAUGUUCGGGGAAGGAUGCUUAAUGCUGGUAUUAUUAUUAUUGAUAAGCAUGGAAGAGACAAUGUGUCUUUGUUAUUUCCGAUUUUUGAGAACUAUUUAAACAAAAAGGCAUCUGAUGAAGGAAAAUAUGAUUUGGUGCGUGAGGGUGUAGUUAUUUUUACUGGAGCUUUGGCAAAGCAUCUGGAAAAGGAUGAUCCCAAGGUUCAUGCUGUUGUGGAGAAGUUGUUGGAUGUGUUGAACACUCCGUCUGAAGCAGUUCAACGGGCAGUCUCAACCUGCUUAUCUCCGCUAAUGCAGUCAAAGCAAGAAGAUGCACCAGCACUUGUUUCUCGGCUCUUGGAUAAACUAAUGAAGAGUGAUAAAUAUGGGGAGCGCCGUGGAGCUGCAUUUGGACUUGCUGGCGUGGUAAAGGGAUUUGGAAUUUCAUGCCUUAAGAAGUACGGUAUUGUGGCAGUGCUACAAGAAGGUCUUGUGGACAGGAAUUCUGCUAAAUCCCGUGAAGGAGCACUGCUGGCAUUUGAGUGCCUUUGUGAGAAACUUGGAAGGUUGUUUGAACCGUAUGUAAUUCAAAUGUUACCAUUACUUCUGGUUUCUUUCUCCGAUCAAGUUGUUGCGGUUCGAGAAGGUGCUGAAUGUGCUGCUCGUGCAAUGAUGUCUCAGCUAAGUGCUCACGGGGUGAAGCUUGUCCUUCCAUCACUUCUAAAGGGCCUUGAAGAUAAAGCUUGGCGAACAAAGCAAAGUAGUGUUCAACUUCUUGGUGCUAUGGCUUACUGUGCUCCACAGCAACUUUCUCAAUGCCUUCCUAAGAUUGUGCCAAAAUUGACAGAGGUGCUAACAGACACCCAUCCUAAAGUUCAGUCAGCGGGGCAAACAGCCCUUCAGCAGGUUGGGAAUGUGAUUAAAAAUCCAGAAAUUGCUGCUCUUGUCCCAACACUUCUAAUGGGCCUUACAGACCCCAAUGACUACACGAAGCAUUCCCUUGAUAUUCUUCUCCAAACAACAUUUAUCAAUUCGAUUGAUGCUCCUUCACUCGCACUGUUGGUACCAAUAGUUCAUAGAGGGCUAAGAGAGAGGAGUGCUGAAACUAAAAAGAAAGCUGCCCAGAUAGUUGGAAACAUGUGCUCUUUAGUGACUGAACCGAAGGAUAUGAUUCCUUACAUAGGUUUACUCCUUCCUGAAGUAAAAAAGGUUCUUGUGGAUCCAAUCCCUGAAGUUCGGUCUGUUGCUGCAAGGGCCCUUGGUUCUCUCAUAAGAGGAAUGGGAGAAGAAAACUUCCCAGAUCUUGUUUCAUGGUUGUUAGAGACACUUAAGUCUGAUGGUAGUAACGUUGAACGCUCUGGAGCUGCUCAAGGACUAAGUGAGAUUUUGGCUGCACUAGGAAAGGAUUAUUUUGAGAAGAUACUUCCUGAUAUCAUUCGGAACUGUUCUCAUCAAAAAGCAUCCGUGCGUGAUGGUUAUUUGACACUUUUCAAGUAUUUCCCAAGGUCAUUAGGUGUCCAAUUCCAGAACUAUUUGCAGCAGGUGUUGCCUGCAAUCCUAGAUGGCCUUGCUGAUGAGAAUGAAUCUGUUCGUGAAGCUGCACUUAGUGCUGGGCAUGUUCUGGUUGAGCAUUAUGCAACAACAUCUUUGCCCCUGCUCCUUCCAGCUGUAGAGGAUGGUAUUUUCAGUGAUAGCUGGCGUAUCCGACAAAGUUCUGUAGAAUUGUUGGGUGAUCUCUUGUUCAAGGUUGCUGGAACCUCUGGAAAAGCACUUCUUGAGGGUGGUAGUGAUGAUGAAGGAGCAAGUACUGAGGCACAAGGGCGUGCUAUUAUUGAGGUUCUCGGAAGAGAAAAGCGUAAUGAAGUUCUUGCUGCAUUAUACAUGGUUCGAACUGAUGUGAGCUUAACAGUGCGCCAGGCUGCAUUACAUGUGUGGAAGACCAUAGUUGCAAAUACUCCCAAGACUCUGAAGGAAAUAAUGCCAGUUUUGAUGAAUACUUUAAUUACUUCUCUUGCAUCAUCAUCCUCUGAAAGGAGACAGGUUGCUGGACGAUCACUUGGUGAGCUUGUUAGAAAGCUUGGCGAAAGAGUUCUACCUUUAAUCAUUCCAAUUUUAUCACGAGGGCUAAAAGACCCUAAUGCUAGCAGAAGACAAGGAGUAUGUAUUGGUCUGAGUGAAGUGAUGGCCAGUGCUGGUAAGAGUCAGUUGUUGAGUUUCAUGGAUGAGCUCAUUCCUACCAUCCGUACAGCCCUUUGUGAUAGCAUGCCUGAGGUUCGUGAGUCGGCAGGCUUAGCAUUCAGCACACUUUACAAGAGUGCCGGAUUGCAAGCAAUUGAUGAGAUUGUCCCAACACUCUUGCAUGCUUUGGAGGAUGAUGAAACCUCUGAUACUGCCCUUGAUGGCCUCAAACAAAUCUUAAAUGUCAGGACUGCUGCUGUUUUGCCUCAUAUCUUGCCCAAGCUGGUCCACCCUCCUCUUUCGGCCUUCAAUGCACAUGCUUUGGGAGCUCUAGCUGAGGUUGCAGGUCCUGGUUUGGACUUCCACCUCAGUACUGUCGUUCCAGCUUUACUCACUGCAAUGGAUGAUAAUAACAUGGAAGUCCAAAAUUUGGCAAAGAAGGCUGCGGAGACUGUUGUCUUAGUCAUUGAUGAGGAAGGCAUAGAACCAUUGAUAUCAGAACUUCUUAAAGGGGUUGGUGAGCAUCAGGCUUCAAUUAGACGAAGUUCUUCAUAUCUGCUUGGAUACUUCUUCAAAAACAGCAAGUUAUAUUUGGCUGAUGAAGCUCCAAAUGUGAUAACCACCCUGAUUGUUUUGCUCAGUGAUUCAGAUUCAGCUACAGUUGCGGUUGCUUGGGAAGCUUUGUCUAGAGUUGUCGGCUCAGUUCCUAAGGAAGUCCUUCCUUCAUAUAUAAAGUUAGUUCGUGAUGCAGUUUCUACAUCCAGAGAUAAAGAGCGUAGGAAAAGGAAGGGAGGGCCAGUUCUUAUACCUGGAUUAUGUCUCCCUAAAGCUCUUCAACCAUUGCUUCCUAUCUUUCUCCAGGGUCUUAUAAAUGGAUCAGCAGAACUGAGGGAGCAGGCUGCUCAGGGUCUUGGGGAAUUGAUUGAAGUGACAAGUGAACAAGCCCUCAAGGAGUUUGUUAUCUCUAUUACAGGGCCUCUGAUCCGGAUAAUAGGUGAUCGGUUCCCUUGGCAGGUGAAGAGUGCGAUUUUGUCAACUUUGACCAUCAUGAUACGGAAGGGUGGGAUGGCCCUGAAACCUUUUCUUCCACAGCUUCAAACAACAUUUAUCAAGUGUCUGCAGGAUAAUACAAGGACUGUUCGCUCGAGUGCUGCCCUCGCACUUGGGAAGCUUAGUGCACUCAGUACUAGGGUUGAUCCUUUAGUCGGUGAUCUUAUCACCAGUUUGCAGGUAUCAGAUGGUGGUGUCCGCGAGGCCAUUUUGACUGCUUUAAAGGGUGUCCUCAAGCAUGCUGGUAAAAGUGUGAGCAGUAGUGUUAGAAUUCGUGUCUACACUCUUUUGAAGGAUUUAAUAUAUAAUGAUGAUGACCAAAUUCGAGCUUCUGCUUCAAGUAUAUUGGGCAUCAUUUCACAGUACAUGGAAGAUGGUCAAAUCUCUGAGCUACUUGAGGAACUCUUAAGUUCAGCCUCAUCUAGCUGGUUUGCUAGGCACGGCUCAGUACUUACAAUCUCUUCCAUGCUCAGGCAUAAUCCUUCAAUUAUUUGUGCAUCUCCUAUGUUCUCAGCUGUUCAAAACUCCCUUAAAGAUUUCUUGAAAGAUGAGAAGUUCCCUGUUCGUGAAACAUCAACGAAAGCGUUAGGAAGGCUUCUACUUCAUCAAAUUAAGAGUGAACCCUUGAACACAACUGCACAUUUGGAAACUCUUACGUCCUUGGUAUUAGCCAUGCAGGAUGACUCUAGUGAAGUCAGAAGACGAGCAUUAUCUGCACUAAAAGCAGUUGCAAAAGCUAAUCCUACAGUUGUUACGAGCAAUUUUGCAACAUUCGGGCCAGCACUUGCUGAGUGUUUGAAGGAUGGAAGUACUCCUGUGAGACUUGCUGCCGAAAGAUGUGCAUUGCACUGCUUUCAAUUGACCAGGGGUACAGAAAACAUUCAAGCUGCACAAAAAUUCAUCACAGGCUUGGAUGCCAGACGAAUAUCAAAGCUUCCUGAACACAGUGAUGAUAGUGAAGACAGUGAAGACGACUUGUCGAGUGGCUGAUAAAUUGGUGGUUCCAUGAUUGGUGCCUUUUUUGCUUUCUACCACCACGAUGGAAUUUUUCUUCAGUUGACAACGCUCAAGAAUUUGCUGCCGAAGUUUUUUGUGGUAGUUUGGCUACUUAAUAGGAAAUGGUGUUGUACAGGGAUGGAAGAGGAUUAUUCCCAAUUUUUCUUAACGGGUCUUCCAUUUAAUGUCAAUGUAAUUGUUAUAUCGGAACAAGAAAUAUAUUUGAUAUGUGAAAGACAGAAAACUGUCUAAUUUUUGUAUGAUUUUUGUCGGAUGCUGUUGGAUUACAGGAAACUUGCAAAUAAAGAUCAAAAUCACCUCAGAGUUUGUUUCAAGGGGUAAACAUUUUCAAA
Messenger RNA from Camellia sinensis, 8427 nucleotides. NCBI's taxonomy places the organism in Eukaryota, Viridiplantae, Streptophyta, Magnoliopsida, Ericales, Theaceae. The record is from RefSeq and is a predicted model, not a curated record.